Molecule: messenger RNA, 1968 nt
Organism: Symbiodinium natans
Lineage: Eukaryota; Dinophyceae; Suessiales; Symbiodiniaceae
Source: the annotation of a GenBank genome assembly
AUGAAUGGAUACUUCGUACUAGCCGCCAUGUCGUCGGCAGCUGCUGCACUGCCCUUGACAGGAUCUCCCGAAUGCUCCUGCGUGAACCACAGCCAGGAUGCCUACGGGUUUGGAUGUCGUGCCCAUGAUCUCAACGGGACCGAGUACUUGGAAUGCGCUGGGACAGAUCUGGAGCUGAAGCCAUCUUGGUGCGCUGAUCGGUGGUGCUAUGUGGAUCCCGGAGCUUGCUGGGUCACCAGCGAGCUCAGCACAACAUACCCUGGGCUUGGGUGGUCUUACACCACCUGCGGAUACAGAGAUCGCUACUCUCGCCAGAACGUCACAGCAAGCCUACAGGGCAAAACGUUGCGUGUGGCCUUUCUUGGUAACACGGGCGGCUGGAAAGGGAAUCAUUGUGAAGGUGCAAACGGCCAGCUCUGUGUGAAUCAACGAGGCAGUGGCCCUGUGCAGCGUUUUUUUGAUCUUCUCGCUGGCACCGCUGGCUUCGAGGUUCAGCAUGUAAAAGCGAUGCCGCAGGCUGCAUAUGAGCAGAUGAUGCGGGUGAGGCCGCAGGGCUCACAGUUUGAUCUCUGCACCUGGGCCACUGGCAUGGGCUUUGUGGAUAUUUGUGUAGCCUCCAUCGUGGUGUUGCCUCGCCGAGCUGAUGCUUCAGCUUUUGUUACGCUUUGGGCAGAGCCAACGAUUUUGGUCGGGCCUGUGGUUGAGCAAAAAUCCCAGGAAACCUUGACCCUGUCUUACAUGUUGAGAGCCGCCUUUCGCCCAUUCAGCACCGAGUUGUGGAUGGCCAUGCUUUGUGUGGUCCUCUCCACGUCUUUGAUGAUUACCUUCUUCGAGACCUCGGCCGGUGGGCAGUUCGCAGACAUGCCGCGGAAGCGGGAUCGAUUCGCAGAAGCUGUGUACCGCGCGUUCUACAGCCUCUGCAUGUGCGAGUCGAGGUUCGAGCCAACGACUCUGGGAGGCCGCAUCGUGGGACUUGGCCUGGCCUUUAUCCUGAUCCUUCUUGUGUGUGGCUACACGGCAACAUUGGCAUCGUUCCUGGUCGUAGAGAAGAAGGUCGCACCGGUCAUCGACAGCUUGGAUGAUGCCAUCCGCAGAAACUUCAAGGUGUGCGCGCACAUCAGCCACCAGCAAACCCUGAUAGCUGCUGGGAUGGAGGAGUCCAACAUCAUCGUCAUCGGCAGCAGGUCGGCGGUCCUGAGUAGCAUCGGCUCUGUUUGUGACGCAGCUGCCAUGUCCAGCGAAGACUUCGAGGCAGCCCAAGCUUCGAACAGAGGCGCUUACUGCAACCUGGAGCGUGUUGGCCUUCCACUGGGCUCGAUCAUGGUGGGCAUGCCUGUCGCAGAAAAGUGGGUGAGACAGCUUCGGUAUGUGAUUACACAGCUGAGUAUGGAUGGGCAUUUGCAACAGUCCUUGUCGCAGUACCGGCCGCAAACAUACUGCAGCGUGCUGGAGUCUGAUACAAGUGCUUCGCCGGUGGCUUUGACACUGGAGGGAAUGCUCGGCCCCUUUCUGGUGACCUUUUUUCUCAGUCUCCUAGGUGUGGCUGCUCACGUGCUUCGGCUGGGCUGCAGAAAGACCAUCAAUGCUGCGCACGACCUGGGCAUUGAUGAGAAGGUGAGCGUACGAAUUCGCAAGAUCUCCUCCAAAGUGCCUCGCACAAGUCGCACAAGCCUCGGGAGUUCGGAGCCGAAGCCAGGGCAGCCAGGGCAGCCGGGGCAGCCAGGGUCACGCCCGCGUUUGGUCCGGUCCUCAAGUGGCAAGUCGAGCCUUGACAGCCAAGAGACGGCCAGUCCGAGUGCGGCAAGUCCGUCUCUGUCGCUUCGGGAUGCAGAUCUUGGCAAUGCAGGCGACGCUGUGAGGCAGUAUUUUGAGGGUCGCGACUCCAACAUCAUCACCAGGCUUGAGUCCAUUGAACGGCUCAUGACAUUGAUGGUUGAAGCUGAGGAAGAUGUGUCUGUCGCCUACUGA